GGGCCCUGCCACGUGACCUGGAUGCCCGGUGUCGGCGCAGACGCGGCGGCCGCGUCGUCCGCUCCGCGUCCCUUUCCGUGCACCUGAGCUGCCGCCCCGCGGUCCUGCGGCUGUUCCUCCCGCCGCUGCGGGCCGCGGGGCCGAGGCCAUGUCCCGAAAGCAGGCGGCCAAGAGCCGGCCGGGCAGCGGCAGCCGGAAAGCCGAGGCCGAGCGCAAGCGGGACGAGCGGGCAGCGCGCCGGGCCCUGGCCAAGGAGCGGCGGAACCGGCCGGAGUCCGGCGGCGGCGAGGAGGAGUUCGUGAGCUUCGCCAACCAGCUGCAGGCCCUGGGGCUGAAGCUGCGGGAGGUGCCGGGGGACGGUAAUUGCCUGUUCAGAGCUCUUGGUGAUCAGUUGGAGGGACACUCACGAAAUCAUCUCCAGCACCGACAAGAGACCGUAGACUACAUGAUCAAGCAGCGGGAAGAUUUUGAACCCUUUGUAGAAGAUGACAUUCCCUUUGAGAAGCAUGUGGCCAGUUUGGCAAAGCCUGGUACAUUUGCUGGCAAUGAUGCAAUUGUAGCCUUUGCAAGAAAUCAUCAAUUGAAUGUGGUGAUUCAUCAACUUAAUGCCCCUUUGUGGCAGAUUCGCGGUACAGAUAAAAGCAGCGUGCGGGAGUUACACAUCGCAUAUCGAUACGGCGAACACUAUGACAGCGUUCGGAGGAUCAAUGACAACUCGGAAGCUCCUGCUCAUCUCCAGACUGAUUUUCAGAUGCUUCAUCAAGAUGAAUCAAAUAAAAGAGAAAAGGUCAAGACAAAGGGAGUCGACUUUGAAGAUGACCUGCGAGAUGAGGUGGAAGAUGCAGUUCAGAAAGUUUGCAAUGCGACUGGCUGUUCAGAUUUUAAUUUGAUAGUCCAGAACCUGGAAGCUGAAAAUUAUAAUAUUGAAUCUGCAAUAAUUGCCAUGCUUCAGAUGAACCAGGGGAAAAGAAAUAGUCACAAACAAGCAGCGCCGAGAGCAGCAGCGCCUAGAGAAGAAGAAGCGGCAGGAGGAGCGGCACCGGCUGAAAGCCCUGGAGAGCAGGAGCAGCCACAGGGACAAGAGCGAAGCCGAGGCCAGCGAGCAGGUCACCUUGGUGAAGACCUUCGCUGCUCUCAACAUCUGACGCCCCUGCCUGCGGGAGUCGUAAGAAGCGAGUGGAAGUGGCGUGCUGCGCCCUGGCUUCCCAGGAGGCGGGCCUUAGGAUCACGCACAGAACCCACCCAGGAGCGCACCCUCGGAGUUAGUGUCCUCAGGCCGCCUCUUUUUCUGUCAGCAUUUUGUUAGUGAUGUGUUUUAUUUUAUGAAAGUUCAGUGAAGCCACUCAUGUUCUGUGAUUAAAAGGUUGAGUUUUAGGGUGGAGAGUAGAUCAGGGAAAACCUUUUAGGUAUGGUUUGAUUUGUUCUGAAAACAAAAGAGUUCUGUGACCCUGGGAUCUUCCCUUAACCUUUGGGGUGAGUUUUACUGAAAUUGUUCAUGAAGUGGUUUAGAUUAAUUGUUAGAAAUGCAGAAUGACAAGUUUCCUUUGAUUCUCUUUCAUUUUCAAACAGAUAUGUUAAUAUACAGGAUAGUUUGUAAAUGAUCUGCAACUCAGGAACGUGUUUAGGUUUAUUUUUCUUUUAAUCCAAGUUAAUCAGAAAAUA
Molecule: messenger RNA, 1662 nt
Organism: Myotis daubentonii (Daubenton's bat)
Lineage: Eukaryota; Metazoa; Chordata; Mammalia; Chiroptera; Vespertilionidae
Gene: OTUD3
Product: OTU deubiquitinase 3
Biological process (GO): protein K48-linked deubiquitination; protein stabilization; protein K27-linked deubiquitination
Molecular function (GO): cysteine-type deubiquitinase activity
Source: RefSeq, a predicted model, not a curated record